AUGGCCAAGAAAAGUUACGAUUAUCUAUUUAAACUGCUGCUUAUCGGCGAUUCUGGAGUUGGAAAAACUUGUAUAUUAUUUAGAUUCUCUGACGAUGCCUUUAAUACGACGUUUAUAUCGACGAUCGGUGAGUUUUUCGCUGUGUUUAUGCCUGUGCGCUGCCAUCGAUAUUUCGAAAAUAGUUCGUUCAGGGUCACGAGACAAAAUUUAUGACUAUUAUGUAUUUUGUAUUGCGCAAAUAGAGUAUCGUACUGUCGAGUUAAUUUAGACUUUCGCAGCAUUUGGAACUCCUUAAAAUGCUCUAGGGUGGCUAAUUCGUUGUUGACGAUUGGUAAUUAUAGAUCUAAAUUUACGCCCAGCCAAAAUAUCUGAGUAGAAUUGAUUUCGCAAAACGGAAGUUCACACACAACAUUUGCAAUUUUUUCCACUACCUGUCGACGUGUCCGUAUAUAAAGUAUUUGCUUUGUUUGCAGAAUUUUUUUUCAAAGAUUUAUUGGUUGUACUUUAUCAGUAAUUUUUCAACUUUAAUGCUUAGCACGUUCACAAAUAGUACUGUAUUUCCAUUCUGUUUUAUUUAGUUUUAUUUUCAUUUUUGCUAUUCUGGUGUCAUGCCAGUCAUGCUGAUCGUUCAAGCAAUUAAAGUCCAAAAGUUUCGCGUGAAAGUGUCAUUAGACAAAAUAAAAGUGUAGGAUGUGUUAGGGUGCCGUAUCGUUGGCCGAUAAGACCCUUCCCUUGUUAACAUUUUGCUGGCAGGAAAAUACGAUUAUAUACAUACAAAAGAUUAUGUUCUCCAUUGUGAUCUAGCAAUGCAUAUAUCGCAAUAACGAAACUCUCUUGGGAGCAUUUUAAAAACUUUUGCCUGCCAGUAAAAGCUAGCAAGACAAGGGCACUUGACAAAUACAAAGUAAAAUAAUAAAGUAGGGCCCAUGCAUGUGGGUCCAUGUUUAAUAAAAUUUAAUGGUUUAAUAAGAGAGAGAGACACUGAGACAGACAGGUUCAUCUCACUCUGACAAAUAUAAGUGUCUGGUGUAAGACAGUAUAAAAAUACUUAGAACUGCAUUGCAUUGAAUUGAACAAGUCACAAAUUAUUAGCACUAAUGAAGAUCCGGGCUUACGGAUCGAAAGCUUUGCAGUAAUAAAUUUACGUGGUGUUUCCACAAACAAAACUAUUAUAUAUUUUAUCGCCAUGCAAACGUACAAAGAACUUAUUGCAUUGCAUAGGCCGAGACAGUUUUAAACGAUAAUCAUCACUGCAAAUAAUGGAUGGUUGCCGGUCAAUAACCAGCUAUUAAAUAGGACAUUGACCACUGCUUUUUUGUUUUCAAUGAUCAUUUUGAUUGGGUGAAUAUUAUUAGAGCAGCAGUGAUUUUUUUUUGCCAGUAAGCAUACUGUAUUGAUAUUUAAUGUUACCAUGUAUAAAUUGAAAUGUAAGUGGGGUAAUUAAUUUCUUUGCUAGUCAACGAGAUAUUGUGAUUUACACAUGCUCGGAAUUCAUUUUCCCAUUGGCCAUGUGCAUCACUUGACUAACUUUCAAAAUAUAAAACACUGCACAAAUUUAUUAAAUGAUGGAAUUCAAGAUGGAACCCAAAUGCUCAGCUCCAAAGUGAUUAAAUUACAUGAAAAUAUUGUUCUUUUUCCCCAUGAACAGUCGUUUCAUGUUUGACAGGGACAAUUUUGUACUUGUCCGGCUUAAUUUAAUAUCCCUAGUCAUUAUGAACUUCAAGUUUCUGUAAUUACUUGCCGCACACAAUAACUGAUAUAGAAAGACUGAUAAAAUGGACAUAACCUGUCCAAUUGUGACUUAGCCCAUCCAGUAGCGGCAAGUGAAGGCUAAAAUUGACUGGUGUUAGACAGAGUAAAAUAACAAAGUAGGGCUCAUUGAGGCUACAUUGCUAUGUAAAGAGUUAACAGGAUGCAUGUGUGGAUAGUGUGUUUAAUUAACCUAUCAAUUGGCAAUACUCUCCCCUAAGUGACAAGUAGAACUGUCUGGCAUUAGAUGGUGCAUUGCUCCUUAAGGCAGUGGUGUAACUUUACUUUUUUGACCACUUGCCCUCAUGGCAAGUUGGACAUGAAAAUGAGUUGCCCUGAAUAAAAUUCACUUGCCACCAGACAAUGGCCACUGGGGUACCUUGGUUAUGGAGUAUAACUUAAUGGGACAACAUGUCGAUCCAUUCUCUCACUGGUCUAUAUGGCUAUGUUAUACUGCCUCAGAUCUAGCUUUGGCACACGAAAAACACAAUUUGAGUCAAGUACAUGCACUAUAGCAUGCCCAAGGCAAUCGGGCAAGCAAGAUAAAACAUUUACUUGCCCGUCAUGAUAUUCACUUGCCCCAGGCAAGUGUGCAAGUGUUAAGUUACAACUCUCAAUGAGUUAACAGGAUGCAUAGGGUGCAGAUAGUGAGAUUAAACCAUCGAGUGGCAGCACUCUCCCCUUGAUGAGUAAAACCGUCUGGCAUUAGAGUAAAAUAACAAAGUGGGGCACAUCAGGGCACAUUGCUGCUUAAAAGGUUAAUACGUAAAAGGUCUGUAAAGAAAACAAUUUCAGACUAUAUAACUUCAUCCGUUUUUCUCCAAUCCAUGUUGUUGUUUUUAUUUAGGCAUAGAUUUCAAAAUCAAAACCAUUGAACUAGAAGGGAAGAAAAUCAAGCUUCAAAUAUGGUAAUGUUUUUGAAAUAACUAAAUCAUGGUCUUAUGAUAUGAUCUUUGAUAUAAAUAUUUUCUGACAUGAAACUGAUGAUUAUUUUCCAGGGACACAGCCGGACAAGAGCGUUUCCAUACCAUAACAACAUCAUAUUACAGAGGAGCAAUGGUAAACUUUUGAAACCAAUCAGCUUGUAGUUGAUAAUGUAUAUAUAAUAAUAAUUAACAUAAUAAAUUACAGCUUAUUAUGGUGAUUUCUAGCCAAAGCUAAAUGACGUGCGUUAAAGAUUUGUCAAUUACUUUCCAGAGUGCGAUAAUGUGCAAUAAUAAUUGGAGUACCAGUGAAGUGUGGCUGAAAAUCUUGAAUUAUCGCACCUUAUGUUUUUCCUCAUACAGCAGGGG
Paramuricea clavata is the source of this 3041-nucleotide messenger RNA. The record is from the annotation of a GenBank genome assembly. Lineage: Eukaryota; Metazoa; Cnidaria; Anthozoa; Malacalcyonacea; Plexauridae.